AUGCUUUUCGAGAGUUUUGAUCUGGUGUCCGCGCUGGCUACCCUGGCCGCCUGCUUGGUGUCGAUGACCCUGCUCCUGGCGGUGUCACAGCAGCUGUGGCAACUUCGCUGGGCCGUCACCCGGGACAAGAGCUGUCGCCUCCCCAUGCCCAAAGGGUCCAUGGGCUUCCCUUUAAUCGGAGAGACUUGCCACUGGCUACUGCAGGGCUCCUGCUUCCAGUCUUCGCGUCGGGAGCGCUACGGGAACGUCUUCAAGACCCACCUGCUGGGGCGGCCGCUGAUCCGGGUGACGGGCGCCGAAAACGUGCGCAAGAUCCUCAUGGGCGAGCAUCAUCUGGUCAGCACCGAGUGGCCGCGAAGCACCCGCAUGCUGCUCGGCCCCAACACCGUGGCCAACUCCAUCGGGGACAUCCACCGCAGCAAGAGGAAGGUCUUCUCCAAGAUCUUCAGCCACGAAGCGCUGGCGAGUUACCUCCCGAAGAUCCAGCUGGUGAUCCAGGACACCCUGAGGGUGUGGGGUGGCACCCCGGAGCCCAUCAAUGUCUACCAGGAGGCACAGAAGCUGACCUUCCGCAUGGCUGUCCGCGUGCUCCUGGGCUUCAGCAUCCCUGAGGAUGACCUCACCCACCUCUUCCAGGUCUACCAGCAGUUCGUGGAGAAUGUCUUCUCCCUGCCCGUGGACCUGCCCUUCAGUGGCUACCGACGGGGGAUCCAGGCCCGUGAGAAGCUGCAGAAGGGGUUGGAGAAGGCCAUCCGCGAGAAACUGCAAAAUAGCCCGGACAAAGACUACUCAGAUGCCCUGGACAUCCUGAUCGAGAGCAGCAAGGAGCACGGCAGGGAGAUGUCCAUGCAGGAGCUGAAGGACGGCACCCUGGAGCUGAUCUUCGCCGCCUACGCCACUACGGCCAGUGCCAGUACGUCGCUGAUCAUGCAGCUGCUGAAGCACCCGGCGGUCCUGGAGAAGGUGCGGGAGGAGCUGCGGGCUCACGGUAUCCUGCACAACGGCUGCCUGUGCGAGGGCUCCCUGCACCUCGACACCGUCGGAGGCCUGCACUACCUGGACUGCGUCAUCAAGGAGGUCAUGCGGCUCUUCACGCCCAUCUCCGGGGGCUAUCGCACCGUGCUGCAGACCUUCGAGCUGGACGGCUUCCAGAUCCCGAAGGGCUGGAGCGUCAUGUACAGCAUCCGGGACACCCACGACACGGCGCCCGUGUUCCAGGACGGCGACCUGUUUGACCCCGACCGCUUCAGCCAGCCCCGCAGCGAGGACCGGGAUGGCCGUUUCCACUAUCUCCCCUUCGGCGGGGGCGUCCGGGCCUGCCUCGGCAAGCACCUGGCCAAGCUGUUCCUCAAGGUCCUGGCCGUGGAGCUGGCCAGCACUAGCCGCUUUGAGCUGGCCACCCGGACUUUCCCGCGCCUCACCCUGGUCCCCGUGCUGCACCCGGUAGAUGGACUGAGUGUCCGGUUUUGCGGGCUGGACUCCAAUCAGAACGAGAUUCUGACCGAGACAGAGGCCAUGCUGGGAACCACCGUGUAGUAGCCCGUUCCCUCCUCCUGCCCUACUCCAACCCCUGCCAGGGCUGACCAGGCCCACUUGACCUAGGGGUCUGGGGCGGGCCAAGCCAGUGGUCGGGGUUGCGCUGGACAGGGGGGGGUCCACGCUCUCUUCCCCCCGUGAGCCCCCCGCUCCUCACUGACAGGGGAUGCCGAGACUGUGGGGAGCGGGGGGAGGCAGGACCCCCUUGCCUCCUCCUCACCCUUGUGUCACCUCCCCCAGGACCUCCGCUAGCGAAAGGAGGAAGGGGAGGGUGACAGGCGAGGGGAGAGGGGUCCGGAAAGUGGGUAGGUGCAGGAGGAGGGGCCCCCAGGCCACAUCUGGCGUGGAACUCCUUGGCCCUUUGACCUCUUACAGUGUUAAAUAUGUCCACGUGAAUAGUGUUUCUGCUUUUUUUAAUUCUUUCUUCCUAGUUUUCCGUUUCCGUUUUCCCCUUCUGCCCAGCUUAGGAGAGGAGAGGCAGGCCGUCCCAGCUGACCCACUCCUCUUGGGCCCCCUCUCUCCCAUUUCAUCCUGUCCACUGACUUCCCCAAACUGGGCAUUGAGGCUCUGGAGGGGAGAGAGACCUGUCCCCUUGCCCUCUACCUGGAGGCUGGGGACAGGAGCUCAGAAAAAAAUCACUCUGGAUAAUGUCAGGCAAAUGAGCCUCCACAGAUUGCUCCACCCUGCAUUUGCCCCAUCCCCCUUCUAAGAAGUUGGGCCCCAUUUCUGCCUCCUCCCCAUCCUCCCACCCCAUCUCCCAGGAGGGACCUCACUGACCCCCCGAGUUAGGACCUUUGAAGUCGUCUGCUGCUGCUGCUACUCUUCCCUUCAUACGCCCCUCUGCCCUCUGGGCCACUGGGGUCCUGGGAAAAGCCCCGUCCACCUUGGCGUCCACCCUGCGCCCUCCUUGGACUCCCCCCGUGUGUGCACUGAACGCUGUCCCAAACUCCUACCCUGUCCAGAGGGGCCCACAACUCCCUCCUGGGGCUUACUCUUAAUCAGCCACCUCUCCCUACCACCUUUCCCCCUGACCCGUAGUUAUUAUCCAUCAGGCCUUCCAGGACUGUGAGAGGUCAUCCUAGCCAUUCCCCUGCCCCCAAGCAGGUCCAGACCACCCAGCGGAGACCCCUCCAGAGGCAGAGACUCCCGCAGCCUCUUUCCAUCAUCAGUGGUAUUUAUUGAGCGCUUACUAGGUGCUGAGCAGUUUA
This is a messenger RNA of Tachyglossus aculeatus (Australian echidna), 2744 nucleotides long. Its product is annotated as cytochrome P450 26B1. The record is from RefSeq and is a predicted model, not a curated record. Bases 1 to 1536 code for a protein of 511 amino acids. Gene Ontology annotation, molecular function: iron ion binding; monooxygenase activity; heme binding. Lineage: Eukaryota; Metazoa; Chordata; Mammalia; Monotremata; Tachyglossidae. The transcript is spliced from 6 exons. Gene Ontology annotation, biological process: sterol metabolic process.